Molecule: messenger RNA, 405 nt
Organism: Rhizopus microsporus ATCC 52813
Lineage: Eukaryota; Fungi; Mucoromycota; Mucoromycetes; Mucorales; Rhizopodaceae
Exons: 1
Coding region: 1-405 (134 amino acids)
Source: RefSeq, a predicted model, not a curated record
AUGUUCAAGGAUUAUCAGCCAAUUGUCCAUGGUCUGAUAAACAAACACACAGCACUUCCGCUUGAACCAUAUAUCAACGAAUUGGCAGCUUUGACGCACAUUUUGGUUUUAAACAAGCAUCAACGCAGCUCCAUUGCCAAGAAGGUCUUUUCAGUUGAAUUACUAGAUGAAAUAACAGCAUCGUUAUCCUCGGAAUCAAUGAACUACAAUCUCGAUUUCAGUGAUCAACAUUAUAUGACCAUCACUAGUCUUAGUAUGUCCAGUACAACAAGAGAACAAGCCAUUCUUGAACCCACGGUCAUGUCUGCCGAUAUGAAUUAUGGUUCAAGACGUCUUAUUCGUGGGAUCACCAAUUUGUAUGUUAAAUUUAUGUCUUCGGUGAUUAUGUUCAUGUUGAUUUCUUAA